Messenger RNA from Drosophila bipectinata, 959 nucleotides. Its product is annotated as stromal cell-derived factor 2. The record is from RefSeq and is a predicted model, not a curated record. NCBI's taxonomy places the organism in Eukaryota, Metazoa, Arthropoda, Insecta, Diptera, Drosophilidae.
UAUUUUCGGAAAUAAUAGGCAACCCUGUUCCAGCUGUCAUUAAACCAUUUGUUUGCGUGUUCAAACCGUAGAAUUAAAUCUCUUUUAGUGGCUUCAAUUGGCAAAUAAAAGCUCACCGAGCACGAAACAUAGACUCGGACAGGACAAAAUGAUGCACACACUACUGCUCGUCGCUCUUGCGCUUGUCAGCUGCCUCUCCAGCGGAGCCGCCAACCAGGCGAACGUGGUAACCUGUGGUUCCAUUUUGAAGCUCCUUAACUCAGAUUACGCCUUCCGGCUUCAUUCGCACGAUGUAAAGUACGGCUCCGGAUCUGGACAGCAGUCGGUGACGGGCGUGGAGCAGAAAGAAGAUGUGAACAGCCACUGGGUGGUGAAGGCGCAGACAGGGGAGCUGUGUGAACGUGGGGAGCCCAUUAGUUGCGGCUCUACUAUAAGACUCGAGCACCUGACCACCAAAAAGAACCUUCACUCGCACCACUUCUCAUCGCCUCUGUCCGGCGAGCAGGAGGUGUCCGCAUACGGUACCGAUGGUCUCGGAGACACUGGCGACCACUGGGAGGUUGUGUGCUCAAAUGACAAGUGGAUGCGGGACGCCCAUGUGCGACUGCGCCACAUAGACACCAGCAUGUACUUAGCUAUGUCAGGCCGCUCCUACGGUCGUCCGAUCUCCGGCCAAAUGGAAAUCGUAGGCGUUUACAAGCAACAACACGGCACGCGCUGGACCACGGCGGAGGGACUGUUCAUCGUGCCAAAGGAAAAGAGUUCCACGCACGAAGAGUACAGCCACUCUGAGCUGUAGUUGGCAGGGCCCUAGGCUCUACGACUGCACCAUUUCCGCCGCAUCCUAUUUUUAGUCCUUUAAUAUCUAAUUUAGUUGAAUUUUGUAUGUGAAGCCAAAACACCGCGAGUUUAUUUUGUAUUAGACCAACAAAAAACAAAUUAAAACUAUUUAACUUCGA